AUCGAUACUCUUAGGUGCGGUGUGUCAUGACCUUCUUGAAAAAUCAUGGCGGCCAAGUGAGAGAAAGUCGAUUUUCCCCCCAAAACUCAUCAUCUUCUCCAAUAUACUAAAUAGCUAGACGUAUAUUUUGAGUCACAAUGUUGACUCAAAGACUCAUGCACCUCACCAUUUCCUCAAAGUCGAGUUUUAUUCCUGCAGUUUGUUGUAAUUCGGCUCGAGUUGUAGGAAAUUCACAGGCAGUCUGGGAUAGACCAUGUGUUACAAGGGCACAGCCAAUUCACACAUCUAGCCAAGUCCAUGUUCAGCAGAGGUUUGUGGUGAAACGAAAACAGAGGGAAAAGAAGCUACGAGAAGCCCAGAAAGUGAAAAUCAUCAGCCAAUUGGAGGGACUGGACCUGACUCAGUUUAAACCAGGUUGGGAGAAGAGCAAAGAGUUGCAGACAGCUGAUGACACCAUCAAACGAAUCUUCAGUCUUGAGUUUGCCAGUAGUGGUGAAAAGGUGAACUUCCUGAAACAAGACAUGAUCAGACGAGUUCAGAAGCAUCCAAACGACUACAGAUCUCUUGAAGUCCGAAUUGCACACAUGACAAUACAUCUGCGAGCUCUUCAGGAAGCCCAAGAAAGAGACAAGAAGAACACCCUGCAGAAACAGCUGAUGCUCAUCAAGCAGCAGAAACGGGACAAACUUCUCCGCCAGCUGCGGAAAACAAACUACGAGAGCUUCGAGCUGGUCUGCCGCGAGCUGGGCAUCACCCUGGACCUCAUGGACUCAGAAAGGAUUCUCAGGAAGCUGAGCAAGAAGGGACAGCUUCUCCAGGACCACCGACAGAAGAUCUUUGAAGAAAUUCGCAGGAGGAAGAAGGAGGAGGAAGAGGCAGCAGCUAUUGCUAACACUGAACAGGGGGAGGGGAACACAGCUAUGACAUCUUCAGCAGAAAAAAUACAGUAGUGACCAUUUUCUUGUCUAUAAGGCAAGCAGUCAUAAAAUAUAUUCAGCGCAGCUGUGUUUUUUUCAGUUGUUACAAAGGUGAGCCAGAAAAAUAUCUGUCAAGAAAAUUCAAGAAAUGUAUCUUGAUAGUUAAAAGACUGAUUGAAAUGAAGUAAAUAAAGUAGUGUACACAUUU
Messenger RNA from Branchiostoma belcheri (Belcher's lancelet), 1125 nucleotides. RefSeq names its product 28S ribosomal protein S15, mitochondrial-like. Gene Ontology annotation, molecular function: structural constituent of ribosome. The record is from RefSeq and is a predicted model, not a curated record. Gene Ontology annotation, biological process: translation. Lineage: Eukaryota; Metazoa; Chordata; Leptocardii; Amphioxiformes; Branchiostomatidae. Gene Ontology annotation, cellular component: ribosome.